CGCGCGCAGCUGCCGCGGGCUGGGCCGGGGCCCUGCCGCUACAUGGCGGCGGCGGCGGCGGCUGCGCCUCAGCCAGCGCCCCGGAGCGCCGCCACCGCGCCCUCCCCGCACGGCCUGACCACCCGGGCGGGGCUUGAGCUCCUCCUGCCACGCCACGCCACAGCGCCGGCAAAAAAACCCUCGGCUGUAGGGCUUUGCCCUAGCUGCUCGCAGAGCUUCGCCCUUGGCACCUCGCCUCCGGGCGCGGCUUGGCACGCCCCGCGGGCGGGACUCGCCGCAUCCUCAAGGCCCGGCGGUGGCGAUCGCCAGGAAAGCCGUACAAUUGCACCAGCAAAUAUGCUCCCUACAAAGACGUUCCCAGCACAGCAAAGCGUGAGAAUCACUGAUGUCAUUCUGAAGCUAAAGACAGUCCCAACUCUCCUUUCUGGCUGUAACUGAUUUCCCAAGAUGUUUGCAAAAGCAACAAAGAAUUUUGUGAGAGAAACUGACAGUGGAGGUGACUUGAUCCCUGUCUCCCACUUGAAUGCUUCAGACAAGCUGCAGCUUCUGGGCUUAGUUACAAAGAGGAAGAGAUUCUGGUGCUGGCAGAAGCCCAAGUAUCAUUUCUUGACAGUCACCCUGAGUGAUGUGCUUACUGAAGACAAACCGAUAAAACCAGUCAUUGUGGAGUCUGACUUUGCAAAAUAUACGGGGAAGUUUGAAGAUUUUGUUCAAGCAAGUAUUGAAACUUCUUUUGGGAAGAUCAGCCUAGCAGCUGGAGGAAAGGGCUAUGUGGAAAACCAGUCCUCAUUUGGAAACCUGAGGAAGCAGGAGAUUGACUUGCAGCAGCUUAUGAAAGACGUCAAGGACAGAACAAUAAAUCUAAGCAGCAGUUUGCUGCAACAAGUAAUAGAAAGAAAACGUGAAGUUCUGUGCAUCCUGAGAGAAAAGAUAAUAACAACUCAGAAGUGCACCAUCUCUGAACAUAUCCAGACAGAGGAAAAAAUCAGCGGUGUGAUGGGAUGCAGUACAAAAAUAGUAAAGGUUUCAGUGAAUGAAAAUGGAAGUAUGAUGAAGGAUUCUAGUGUGAUCCUUGAAAUUCCUCCUGCAACCACUAUUGCUUAUGGAGUAAUUGAGCUGUUUAUAAAGCCCAGUGGCCAGUUUGAAUUCUGUCUGCUGGAUGAACAGCAAGGGGGUUUUGAAAAAGAAAGCACAGAAGACUCAGCUUACCCCCAUUCAGCACUAUUCAAAGAUGCUUCGUUCCUCUAUCAGCCAGAUGCUGUUGAUAAUGAGGUGUACUUGGGGACUAAAAACCUCAUUCCCAGUGAUGCUUCUUUAAGUGUAUUGAGACAAGAUUUGUCACGGUUGAAGACUCAGUUCCAGCCCUUUGUGAAGCUGCCGGAAGACAAGCAAAGAGCUUUAUAUAAAACCCUUUGUGAACUCUUGCUCCAUGAAGAAAUGGUAACUGCCCUUGAGAACGUGUUAGAUGAUAUCCGCACAGGAGGCACGCCAGAUCUGAGAGAGUUAAAGUCUGCUCAGGGAGACCUCCCUGACUUCUUACAGCUCUUAGGGUGCAGCUUACAGAGUGACUUGCUGCAAAAAUAUCAGCCUCAGGAUGAAGAACUCUUCUCAGCUGCUCACCUCCUCAUCAGUGCUAUCUCUGAGCUGUCUGAUUACACUCUUGUCUUGCUGCGAGCCUGCUGUGAUCUCCAAGUUGUUCCAGCACUGUGUUGUUUGCCCAACAUUGCUUCAGCUGAUGGCUCUGUGGCACUGAGCAGUCCUCCAGUGGCUACUCUCACCAACAGAGGAAGAUUUGAUGUCGUGCAGAGGCUGUUUGCUUCAUCAAACAUUAAUUUGGAAAUAACAGAGUCUUCUGUAAAAGCUGUAACUAUGAAAGACCCAGGAUUCAUCCCUCUUGUUCUUUAUGUUGCAUUGUGUGGAUUUUGUGCUUUAGGUGGAAGUGUAUAGGAGCCUUGCUGAGUAUCCAGUUCUUGCUCUAGACUGUUCUUUAUUCUGUAGCUCAGCAGUGUAGCAUUGGUGUGUUUGAAGUUGCAGUAGAGCCACUCAGACUUGCAGCAGUCCAGGCAGGAGCUGUGGAGGUCAGGGUGGACUUGGCACACCCCGGGUGAGCGCUUGGAACUGCCAUCAGUUGUGCUACUGCUCUGCAGUGCCACUGCGCUAUGUCUGCAGUAGAAAAUACAUAAAUAAGGGAUGAAGGGGAGGAAUUAAAAAAGACAAGUCUGGAACAGAAAUUGAACAUAGCUAUUCUGGUAGUUGUCAGAUCUGCAGGGCAGUAGAAGCCUGAUUGCUUGCAUUAAUAUGCGUGGGAGAGAACUGCAAAGUACAAACUGCUUUUUGUAAGGAAGCAAACAAGCAGGCAGUAGAAAUCCAGGAUUCUGCAACACAGUAAAUGUUUUGCUCUUUUAAGACUUGAUGUGCAAAACAUCUUCACUCCGGAACAAGUGGAAUGGAGGACUCUCAAAGAGGUUACUCAAUUAGGCUGUCGUUUAUUAAGCUUUACAGAUAGGAACCCCUCAUUGCAAGAAAUAAAGAAGCUUCUUUUUCAAAAGCUAUGACCACCUUAGGGAUUUAUGCCUAUGUUCAGCAUUUCUGAUUUCUAGUAAGUUUAUGCUCACCAUAGCAAGCCUCAGCUGUUUAAAUUGCAUUUGGAGCUUUCUCUUCAGGUACGGUGGUGAUCUUUGGCAUGCAGCUUAGCUAGAGGGUAGGAAUCCUGGAUUCGUCUUUUUGCUCUAUUCCCACUUGGUCUUGAGCACAAGAGGUCAUUAAAACCUCCUGUCAGUUAAGCCUUCCCCAAGCAAAUGGACUUGGCAAAGAAAGCACCACAGUACCUUUCCAUACCCUGAGAGUGCAGGACAGCUUCGACCACUGAGCUGUUGGCCUUUCUGUGUCUCUGUAUAACAAAGCUGAUGUUUUUGCCCAAACCUUGCACUGGUGUAUAUGGAAAUGCCCUGUAGGAGGAUGGAAGCAUGUUACUAUGCUUCUGGGAGCAGUGUCUGUGCGUGGGAAAGUCGUCUUUUGCCUCUGGGGAAAUGUAAAUGGGUAAGUCCAAAGCUGCUUUUGUAUCUAAUUCAUUUAUCAUACUUUCUAUUACAUGUUAUGUCAGAACAAUAGAACAUCUUCUAACCUCA
Molecule: messenger RNA, 3128 nt
Organism: Pogoniulus pusillus (Red-fronted tinkerbird)
Lineage: Eukaryota; Metazoa; Chordata; Aves; Piciformes; Lybiidae
Gene: GSDME
Product: gasdermin E
Exons: 11
Coding region: 448-1947 (499 amino acids)
Biological process (GO): programmed cell death
Cellular component (GO): cytoplasm
Source: RefSeq, a predicted model, not a curated record